UUUAUCAAAACAUUCCAUGGUGCGGUGAAACUCGUCCAACUUUUUGUCGUAAUUUGUGAUACAAAUGUGUUUCUAACGACUGACGUGGUAUUUUAAUUGGAAUCCAAACUUCCUAAGAUCGUCUAGAAAUUACCAUUUCGAGGAAUAAAGUGUUUAUUUAUCACAUUCCUCGAUGCAUCAAAAACUCGCCGCUCGCUGUGCUGAUGAGUCAUAGCCACACGCAGGCAGAACAAGGAAAGCAACAGCACAGGAACAGCCAGUUGCAGACGAACGCCCUGUACCUAGAAUGGCCGAAUCCGGAAUAGAAUCUCCGGCCGCCCCGGAAUGGUUGCUGAAGCUGGAAAGUCGCCGUGAACAGAUCAAGGCCAAGCUGAGCCACGAAAGCGGGAAUGGUGCACCGUGCAACGUUUGUGGCAGCUCCUGUCCCGGGCUGGAUUUACACUUUUGGCGUAAAAUCUGUCGCAACUGCAAAUGUCGCAAGGAGCAGCACGACUGCAUCGACGACGAUGUAAGCGGAUGGGCACAGUUUGAAAUCUUGGGCGCAAUCCGAUCCAAGCCGGCAUAUAUUCGCAUCUCCGAGCUUACCACCGAUAAGCCGGUGCAGCUGGCCUGGGUCCCACCGAACGUAACGCCCGAGCUAGCCUCGGACUACAUGCGCACGCUCGGCCAGCAGAACAUCCCGAUCGUGGGCAGCGAGGCGGCCGAGAAGCGCAAACAGCAGCUCGAGUAUCAAGUGCCCGCGCACGAUCUCGACACGAAUCUGUGCCAUAACCUGACGCCGUACGAGGCCGGCCAGCUGAGCGAUUACGUGGAGAAGAUCAAAACGCACUGCGUCGGGCAGGGCACGGUGGUGCGCGUUGGUGGCGAUACGGCUGGCCUGGUGCAGUACGGCACGGUCGUGCAGCAGCCGGCGCAAAGCAGCGGUGCAACGGCACCGGCCAGCAGUGGGCCGGCCGACACCGCAAACGGAACGAAGCGACCGGACUACAUGGAAAGUCCGGUGCUGUCGGACAAGAUGAAGUACAAGCUGAAUCUGAUGGGCAUCGGCAGCUCGGAAAUGGUGGCGCAAGCCAUGCUGUACGAUCCCGCCACCGUGCUCAGUGGAGUGGACCAGAGCGUACCGGAAGCGAUCGUGAAAUUCCACCAGGAGUAUCAAGCGAAUCCGAAGUUUCGCGCCGAAAUGGAUCACUUUGUGGAUCGGCUAAAGUUCCCGACCGCUCAUCAAGCCGCGUACAGUGAACCGGUGCCAUAUGGUGAACGCGGUGCCACGAUUGUACCGUCCGGAAGUAACGAUUCCGGGUUCGGGUCCAUCCCCGUUAGUCCAUCGCACGCCCAGCUGCUCGGGCCGAUGGAAGCGUUGGCACUGGGCGGUGGUGGCGAGCAACGCGGUAUGCCACCGGCACAGCAAGCCGUACGGGAUGCGGUUGCCAUGACGGCGCACCACUGUACCGGCUGUACGCAACCGAUCGCGGUCGGGGAGGUCGCGGUAAAGGUGGACCGGGCAAGCAGCAGCGACCGGUCGAUCUGGCACCCGCAGUGCUUCAAGUGCAAUCGGUGCGGGGAGCUGUUGGCCGAUCUGGUGUACUUCUAUCACGGUGGGGCCGUUUACUGUGGGCGCGAUUUGGCGGCAAUGCUGAAAAUACCGCGCUGUGCCGCGUGCGACGAGCUGAUCUUCACGAAGGAGUACACGGCGGCCGAGGGGGCCACGUUCCAUGUGCGCCACUUCUGCUGCUACCACUGCGAUGGACCGCUGGCCGGGCAGCAGUACGUGAUGGACGAGCGGUCGGCUCAGCCGCUGUGUUUGCCGUGCUACAAGGGCCACUACGCGCAAACUUGUGCCACCUGCCAGCGGUGCAUCGGGCCGACGGAGCAGGGCGUCGGCUGGGACAAGAUCCACUGGCACAAGGAGUGUUUUCUGUGCAGUGGCAAACACUGUCAAAAGUCGCUGAUCGGCGGGCGGUUCUGUGUGAAGGCGAACCGGCCGUACUGUAGCGCACAGUGCACGAAGGAUAUCUAACGCUUCACGGGGUGAAGCGAUGCCAUAGUAAGGGGCGGUGUGAGUAUUUUAAAUCUUCCUCCCAAUAGUAGUAAUAGUAACAAGCAGAUUGCAUUUAAGAAAGAUACAUUUAACAAAGUCGAUCACUCGCAGGCUAGUCGAAAAGAUACGGUAUACGGUAUUUUGGAGGUUUAAAAAAACGGGAAAUUUUCCAAAAAAAAAAAGGAAAAAAGGAUAAAAAUCUAAAAAAAGGGGUUUUCAGCGGUUCUCAUAGUUGUGGGACAUUUCCUUGACUCUUUCUUAUUGGAAGUGAACUUCUUAAGUUGGAAAUUGGAGUCGAUGGCACGCUUUUUGGACAGGCUCCUUGGAAAUUCUUAUUGGAUUUGUCAAACAAGUGUGCUAUAGAGUCCAUUUCCCAUUAAAUUUGAUUCAUUUCACGUAUGAAAGAGUCAAUAAAGUGUCCCACAGCUAUGAAAACUCCUGGAAAACCCUGUAAACUACAAAAUAGGCAGCUUUAUCCACAAGGGAAAGGGAUAUAGUAUUUUGGGCUUGUAAUCUAGGGCUAAGAAAAACAGGAAUUGAAAAACACUCGCGCGUGCCUGAAGAGGAAGUAUUUUUUUCGGCAAAAAUAAUAGUCACAAUUAUUCAUAUACGUAUUUACCAUAAACAUAUAUUUUUGAUACAAGAUAUACGUGCAUGCACUCCAUUUAUCUCGAUAGGUGAUAAGGAUUACAAUAACAAAAGGAUAGAAAGGAAGGAAGAAGGUGUGUAAAGUAGAAUCAAUCCAAGAAUCUUUGAAUGCAUUUUUUUAAACAAUAGAAUUAAAUCGUAUAGUGCCUAAUCACGAAGCCACGAAUCCACAAUUUUUAAACCAUGCCAACCGAACAAAUAUAGUACAACGUGUGUGUGUGUGUGUGUGUGUUUUACGAUAAAAAGGUAACUAUUUUGGUGCCGAGCUUGGGAAGAAGAAUUGAACUAUUGCGCUACUAUAUUACAGUAUUAUCUUCAUAUUGCUUAAAUAAAUCCAAACGAAGUGGGAAACAUUUAAA
Anopheles merus is the source of this 3045-nucleotide messenger RNA. RefSeq names its product testin (gene Tes). Gene Ontology annotation, molecular function: zinc ion binding. The record is from RefSeq and is a predicted model, not a curated record. Lineage: Eukaryota; Metazoa; Arthropoda; Insecta; Diptera; Culicidae. The coding region runs from base 287 to 2017 and encodes 576 amino acids. The transcript has 3 exons.